AUGUCCAGCUAUCCUUCCGAGCCCGAGUUUGAGCAAGCCGUCAAUGAAAUUACGUCCACGCUCGCCCCGUUCUUGGCCAAGCAUCCUGAAUAUGAACGUGCCUUGGAGGUUGCUAAAAUUCCCGAACGUGUGAUCCAGUUUCGUGUUACUUGGGAAGCGGAUGACGGUACUGUCCGUGUGAACAGAGGUUACCGUGUUCAGUUUAACUCGGCCCUCGGUCCCUACAAAGGUGGUCUUCGACUUCACCCCUCGGUCAAUCUCUCGAUCCUCAAGUUCCUUGGGUUCGAACAAACUUUCAAGAAUGCGCUUACCGGUUUGAUGAUGGGUGGUGGCAAGGGCGGUUCCGACUUUGACCCCAAGGGAAAGUCUGACAAUGAGAUUCGCCGGUUUUGCUAUGCAUUCAUGGCUGAGCUCAGUCGACACAUCGGGAAUGACACAGAUGUCCCUGCGGGUGACAUCGGUGUCGGCGGACGCGAGGUCGCAUACUUGUUUGGUGCAUACAAGAAGAUUCGUAACGAAUUCACGGGUGUUCUCACCGGCAAGGGCGGUUCGUGGGGUGGUUCGUUUAUUCGUCCCGAAGCUACUGGGUAUGGGCUCGUCUACUAUGUCGAGCACAUGCUCGCCAAGGCGCCCAACCCGACGUCAUUCAAGGAUGCCAAAGUCCUAAUCUCCGGAUCCGGAAACGUGGCCCAGUACGCAGCGCUCAAGGUCUUGGAACUCGGCGGGAGCGUUUUGUCGCUUUCCGAUUCCAAGGGUGCACUAAUUGCAGUCGAUGGCAAGGGGUUCAAUAAGGAGGAUAUUGCCGCUAUCGCGCAGAUCAAGCUUAACCGUGCCUACCUCACGGACUUUGUUGCCACGUCUGAAAAGGGCAGGUUCGAGUACCACGAAGGCAAGCGCCCAUGGACACUAGUUGGAUCUGCAGACAUCGCACUUCCUUCGGCUACUCAAAACGAGGUCUCAGGCGAGGAGGCCAAGGCAUUGGUCGCUGCUGGAGUCAAGUUUGUUGCAGAGGGCUCGAACAUGGGUUGCACCCAGGAGGCAAUUGAUGUCUUCGAGGCUGCCCGCGAGGCAGAUAACUGGGUGUGGUAUGCCCCAGGAAGCAUCCAACUGCGGUGGUGUCGCCGUGUCGGACUCGAGAUGGCCCAGAACUCGCAGCGACUGACUUGGUCGAGCGAGGAGGUUGACAGCAAACUCAAGGAUAUCAUGACCAAUUGCUUCAACGCUUGCUACGAAACUGGCAAGGAGUAUAGCACUUCCGAGGGAUUGCCUAGCUUGGUCGUCGGUGCGAACAUUAGCGGAUUCAUCAAGGUCGCCAACGCCAUGCGCGACCAUGGUGAUUGGUGGUAG
Molecule: messenger RNA, 1347 nt
Organism: Rhizoctonia solani
Lineage: Eukaryota; Fungi; Basidiomycota; Agaricomycetes; Cantharellales; Ceratobasidiaceae
Product: glutamate dehydrogenase (NAD+)
Exons: 6
Coding region: 1-1347 (448 amino acids)
Cellular component (GO): cytosol
Molecular function (GO): L-glutamate dehydrogenase (NADP+) activity
Source: RefSeq, a predicted model, not a curated record